UGUUCAGGAUAGGUAUUAAGCACUUGUUACUGUAUAGUGUAUUGUAUCGCUUGGAUAUUGGAUUAGGACCCACCAACUUCAUAGAUUAUAUCAUAGUAAAAUAAUUUAAUUUUUUUAGAAUUUAAUAUUAUAUUGUAGUUUUUAUUUUAACAAAUACUACAAUAAUGAAAUAAAAUAACUUUGUUGUUAACAUUUAUUUAUUUUAUUUAAUUAUUCAGUCUAGGCAUUUUGUGUAUUACAAAUUGUUUAUUUAAAAAUUCUUUUCAUUAAAUCAUUAAAUUUUAGAGAUGAGGAGGUUUUUGGUUCAUAGAACAAGUAAUGAGAAAGUGAAUGUUAAGCAACCAAAAGCCGAAGUAGAAGAAACACCCUCUAAUGUGGCAAUUGAGCUUAAUCCAAAUGAGAUUGUGUGUGAUCUAGGAUGUAGGAAACAAAUUAUGAGUAUGCUUCGGAUAUUCAAGACCAAGUGAGAAGGACAUAUAUAUUGAAGGGUCCAACGCAACCAUAUUUAGCAAGGUUUCCUCGUACUCAAUUUGGGAAGUCUUCAAGAGCAUUUUGUAAAGCAUGGUAUAAGAAUUAUACAUGGAUUGAAUAUCAGUGAGUCGAAGGAUGCAACUUAUUAUUUCUAUUGCUUUCUGUUUAAGCCGCCCGGGAGGGCCGAACACUUUGGUUAUGAAGUCUUCAACAAAGACGGAUUUAAAGAUUGGAAGCAUUCAUCUAAAGGCUUGAAAUAUCAUCUUGGUAGUCAUGAUAGUAAGCACAACUCAUAUAUGAAGCACUAUGACGAUUAUAAUAAUCAAAGACAAAGUGUGACAAGUAUUUUUGCUAGAGCAACUAGGGAAUUAGAAGAAUUGUAUAAGAUCCGUUUGACUUGUUCUUUAGAUUGUACUAGAUAUCUCAUAGCACAAGGCAUUGCUUUCCGUGGCCAUGAUGAAAGCUCUACUUCUCUAAACAAGGGAAAUUUUAGAGAGAUGGUCGAUUGGGUAAAAUCUAAUGAUGAAAAAGUGAGAGAUGCUUUUGAUUGUGGUCCAAAAAAUUGCACAAUGACUUCCGGUGACAUUAAAAAGGAGCUUGCAACGUGUUGUGAACAUGAAGUUACCAAGGUGAUUAUGGAAGAGAUUGGUGAUAGACAAUUCUUUGUGCUUAUUGAUGAGUCACGUGAUAUAUCUGUCAAAGAACAAAUGACGGUGAUGUUGAGGUUCUUGAACGACAAAGGGAAAGUUGGAGAGCAAUUUAUUUCUCUACAUCAUGUCAAAUAUACUACAUCAGAGGCACUAAAGGAUGCUCUUUAUGGUAUUCUUGAUCGUCACACGUUAUCUAUUUCAAGGAUACGAGGGCAAGGAUAUGAUGGGGCUUCAAAUAUGAGAGGUGCAUCUUGCAAGAGAAAUGAUGCUUUGAAGGAGGCACAACACCAAGAUAUUUUGAAUAGACUUGCGAGUGGUGAGAUAUCUCAAGGAAAGGGCUUGCACAAAUCAUCUAGUCUCGCUUGA
Messenger RNA from Vicia villosa (hairy vetch), 1487 nucleotides. RefSeq lists its product as uncharacterized. NCBI's taxonomy places the organism in Eukaryota, Viridiplantae, Streptophyta, Magnoliopsida, Fabales, Fabaceae. The coding region runs from base 768 to 1487 and encodes 239 amino acids. The transcript has 2 exons. The record is from RefSeq and is a predicted model, not a curated record.